Molecule: messenger RNA, 315 nt
Organism: Dovyalis caffra
Lineage: Eukaryota; Viridiplantae; Streptophyta; Magnoliopsida; Malpighiales; Salicaceae
Source: the annotation of a GenBank genome assembly
AUGUCGUUUGGCAGCUCCAGGAGAAUCAUGUACUCUUCAUCUCUGGUGGCGGUAUUGAUCAUUUUUGUGUUACAGAUUUGGGUCUGCAGUGAUUGCAACUGUAAGGCAGGAGCAAUAAGGAUCCUUCGAGAGAAUGGCAUGGCAAAGUUUAAAGAGAUCAGCAAUAUUACUACAGGUAAUUAUAAGAGCCAAGCAGAGCACUUCAGGAAGUACUUCAAUGAAAGAGCUAGUACUUAUGGUUUCAACAAAACUGAGAAAGGAUUUGAAGAGAACAAAAGAAGAGUGCCCAGUUGCCCAGAUCCUCUCCAUAACUAG